This is a messenger RNA of Lucilia sericata (common green bottle fly), 558 nucleotides long. Its product is annotated as lectin subunit alpha-like. Gene Ontology annotation, biological process: biological process involved in interspecies interaction between organisms. Gene Ontology annotation, cellular component: external side of plasma membrane. The transcript has 2 exons. The coding region runs from base 54 to 482 and encodes 142 amino acids. The record is from RefSeq and is a predicted model, not a curated record. Gene Ontology annotation, molecular function: carbohydrate binding. NCBI's taxonomy places the organism in Eukaryota, Metazoa, Arthropoda, Insecta, Diptera, Calliphoridae.
AAUUUACAUCAAUCAUUCAGUUAGUUUCUUUACAAUAGACAAUACCAAUAGAAAUGCAGCGUAAAAUCUAUAUAAAUAUACUCAUAGUUUUUAUAAUAUUUCUAAUAACUAGCGAAAGUCAUAAAAUGUAUUUUAUUGAAAAUGCUAAAUUUUUGGACUGGGAUGAUGCAAAUAAGGCUUGCAAAGCUAAGGGUAUGGAUUUAUUAACUAUAGAAAACAAAGAGGAACUGGACUAUUUAAAACAAUAUAUUAAUGAAACCUAUGGUCGCCUUUUUCCAUAUUGGCUGGGAGCCUACAGGACAAAUGGUCAAUUCUUUUGGACUGCAACUGGUGAAAAAAUUAAAGAGUUUUUUUGGCAUAAGGGACAACCCGACGAUAAAAGCGGCCAUGAGAAUUGUAUACAUACAUGGGAAGGAUAUUUUGACUGGAAUGAUAAUGAUUGCGAAAGGGAGUUACCAUUUAUAUGUGAUUUGAAUGUUUGAUAAAAACAAACUUAUUAAUUAAAUGUUCAGGGUUUGAUUAGUUAGAACUAUUAGUCCGAAUUCCUAAAAAAUGUAA